CAUGACCUUCGCCGUGUCACAGGUCGAGACGGAGGAGUUCAACGCUUUCAUUAACCUCGACCCGCCGUACUUCGUGAGGUCAGACGUGGCGUUCAACCUCUCAGUCCAGGUCGACAAGUCAGGGCCGAUGGACCUCAACUUCACCAUUCCUCCUAUCAGUCACGUGACCUCUUAUUUCAUACCGGACGACCUCCCAGCGGGCCCCGAGAGCCACAUCCUCAACCUCACCGCCCACGUCGGUGUCCCUGGCGUCUACGUGGCCUUCUUGGAGGGGGAGAACAAGCACAACCUCGACUCGGAUCCUGUCGUGACCUACGUUGACCUGGUCGUCCAGCAUCCCGUGGUCCAGACGUGGGAGGUUUGGCCUGACGAUGAAAUUUGGGCUUUCAAGAUCCCUUCGGAAGAGGCUUCCUUCCGCUUCAACGACACGGCCGGACUCCCCUUCCCGACCAACGCCACCGCCUUCAUCAACUGGGGAGACCUGACGGGCCAGGAUGUCGUGCCCUUCGAAGACCCGGGCGACGGGAUGCCCCUGUUCAACCACACGUACACGGAGGACGGGGUGUACACGGUGGAGGUGUUCAUCUUCAACGACGUGUCGGGCUGCAACAUCACGUGUAAUGUGACGAUCGUGGAGGAGAUCCAGGACCUCCACAUGUACAACCGCUACUACCCGACCCUCGCCUUCACGGAGGAGAGGAGGGGCUUCGGACGUUCGGAGGCAACGUCUCCCGGCGGACAAGAACGUUAGCUUCUUCCC
Messenger RNA from Penaeus vannamei (Pacific white shrimp), 760 nucleotides. The record is from RefSeq and is a predicted model, not a curated record. NCBI's taxonomy places the organism in Eukaryota, Metazoa, Arthropoda, Malacostraca, Decapoda, Penaeidae.